AAACAAUUUACAAAGAUUUUAAUUCAUCAAUAUAUUUUAUAAAAUAAAUAAAUAAAUCUUGCAAACAUAAAAAUCUAUUAAAAUUUUAAAAUGCAUAAAGAAAUUGCUGAACAAUUUGAAGAACUUGGAUGUUCACCAUCAGAAGAUGUUUUGGAUAAAUGUGUAGAAUUAUGUUACACAUAUAAAAUCGACGAUGCAAUGGAUUUCGUUGCUCAAUGGAUGGCCUACAGUGUUUCCAAUUUGGAUGGAGCUGAACCAACAAUUCCACUCUUGCUCGAAAUGGAACGCAAAGAAUUCACAUUGAAAAGAGAAAAGGAAUUGAUUGCUGCCCAAACUAAAAAGAAGAAAACAACAAGUCAUUUAAGCGAUUUAGCAGCUUACGGAUCACCUUCGAGAAAUGGUUCUAAUGCCUUGGAUGAUGACGAUCAUAUUAUGGAUUCUUACGGAUGCAUGACUCCGAAGGCAAAGCCGUCGGCGAUCGCUAGAACACCUGCUCAACGCCAACAGAAUGAUGUGCUAUUCAGUCCGGCCAGCUAUUCCCAAAUUUCAGGAACACCACGAGCUCAAGGAGCCGCUGGCUCUGGCAAGAUUGUUUACACAUUUGGCAAUCCACAGCUCUUGGCCAGUGCAACGUGGUCAUCAUCGUCUCGAAACAAUACAAAAGUAGUUGUUAAGCAACUUCUCACCCACAAUGGUAAACCAUUGGAUUCAAAAGCAAAGUAUAUGUUUGACAUAUUACAGGAGAGAGCCGAAACUUCAGGCGAUCGCAUCUUCCAAGUUGGCAAGAAUAUUUGCAAAAAAGUAUUUGCACCCACUGUCUUAGAUUAUGAUCUGCAAAAUGUCGAUGAUCAUAGCCAAGAAACAGUAAAGACCAUUGGAACUAUAUGCUGUGACUCGGAGGGGUGCCUCGAUGCAACAUCGACUUUGCUUGUGGGCUCCGACGAGUCUAUGUGUCGAACCGUGCGUUUGAAUUUCAGCGAAACUAAGUCGUUUGGUGUAUUUCCUGGACAAGUUGUCAUGGUGAGCGGUCGAAAUCCUAAAGGCGAUACUAUUAUAGUCGAGGAGGUGAUUGCUGAUCGAGUGUUAGAGCCGCCCACGAUACCCAAACUCGAACUCACGGAAUCGUUGAGCUUUGUGGUUGCGGCCGGACCAUUUACCAACAGUGAGGAUUUGGUCUAUGAUCCAUUGCAUGAUUUGGUAUUGUAUUGUAAGGAUAACCAACCAGAUGUGCUAAUAUUGACUGGUCCAUUAAUGGAUGCUGAUCAUAAGACCAUCAAUGAAAACGUGUUGGCGGAACCAUUUGAGGUAUUCUUCGAAAAGAUGAUUUCCGGGCUAGUGGAGGUCUUAGGAAAUGAAAUCACGAUUCUCGUGGUCGCAUCGAGUAAAGAUGCAAACACUGAUCCAGUGUAUCCAACGAUGCCGGUUACAUUAAAAUCGACAUAUCCGAAUGUUCAUAUGCUCCCUGACCCAUCAAUUGUUGACUUGAAUGGCAUCACAAUCGGCAUGACAUCGACUGAUGUUCUAGAUCAUAUUUUAAACAAUGAAUAUGCUGUGAAUGCUGGUGAGAAGAUCAAACGAGCUGUUUGUUACCUCUUCAAUCAGGGAUCAUUUUAUCCUCUCAAUCCACCUGGUGAUGAUCGAAUGUGCUUUGAUAGCUCACUAGCACACAAGUUCACUAAUAUCGAAAAAAUUCCUAAUUUGAUGAUCCUGCCUGGCGAUCAGAAAUGCUUCUUGAGAGUCGUAAAUAAUUGUCUUGCAAUUAAUCCUGGUCGAUUGGCUGAUGAAAAAGGUGGAACUUUUGCUAGAUUUGUUCUAUAUCCACCAUCCAAAGAGGAAGACGCUAGUAUUUUUAGUGUUAUAGCUUGUCAAGUCCGAAAAGUUUAAGUCUAUUGUUUAUUUUUGUUAUAUUUAAGUUUAAUUUUUUUUUGUAAUUUGUAUUGUUAGUAUAAUUGUGAAUAAAACAAC
Molecule: messenger RNA, 1965 nt
Organism: Episyrphus balteatus (marmalade hoverfly)
Lineage: Eukaryota; Metazoa; Arthropoda; Insecta; Diptera; Syrphidae
Gene: DNApol-alpha73
Product: DNA polymerase alpha subunit B
Exons: 7
Coding region: 91-1884 (597 amino acids)
Biological process (GO): DNA replication; DNA replication initiation
Cellular component (GO): alpha DNA polymerase:primase complex
Molecular function (GO): DNA binding
Source: RefSeq, a predicted model, not a curated record